AUGGAAGUCGACGUCGCCGCGUCGAUCGCGGCCAACCGACGGACCGAGACAAAUGCAUCCGCACCAGACGCCAUCGCAGACCAGCCGGCUGGAGACGAGAGUGACGAGGAGGACGUGGAAGAGGAAAAGGAUCCGAAGGUCGCAGGGGGCAACACUGCACAUAACGCAGACGCCGCGAACAACGAACUAGACAUGAAUUUGUCGGGGAGAGACGGCUAG
Pyricularia grisea is the source of this 219-nucleotide messenger RNA. RefSeq lists its product as uncharacterized. The record is from RefSeq and is a predicted model, not a curated record. The transcript has a single exon. Bases 1 to 219 code for a protein of 72 amino acids. Lineage: Eukaryota; Fungi; Ascomycota; Sordariomycetes; Magnaporthales; Pyriculariaceae.